Talaromyces amestolkiae is the source of this 4254-nucleotide messenger RNA. RefSeq lists its product as uncharacterized. Lineage: Eukaryota; Fungi; Ascomycota; Eurotiomycetes; Eurotiales; Trichocomaceae. Gene Ontology annotation, cellular component: nucleus. Gene Ontology annotation, biological process: regulation of DNA-templated transcription; DNA-templated transcription. The record is from RefSeq and is a predicted model, not a curated record. The coding region runs from base 1 to 4254 and encodes 1417 amino acids. The transcript has 7 exons. Gene Ontology annotation, molecular function: DNA-binding transcription factor activity, RNA polymerase II-specific; zinc ion binding; transcription cis-regulatory region binding.
AUGUCCUCUCGGCCGUCGUUCACGCAUAGUCCGCUGGAUCCGUUCCCUUCAUAUCCUACUGACUUCGCCGGUUCGAGCAACAGCUCUCCCGUAUAUCGUGGGGAUACCAGACCGAUUGUACCAUUUCUCCCGAGUUCGCCGGAAGAUGCCGAUACAUCUUACGAACAACAUAGGGCACAUUUAGUGAACAUGGAUCGCAAGAGGAGACUUACGGCUACCGCGAAUGAUGACGCAACCCUACACAGACGGCCGUCUGCCUUGAGCGUACCAAGUUCUUUGGCGCAUGGUAGACUCCAGCAAGACAGACCACUACCAUCGCUGCCUGUCGGCGAUGACAGCAACGAUCUUAUACCAUCAGAUAUGCCGGGCUCAUCGCGGGAAAAUGCUAUCGAUCUUACAUCUCCGCCUUCAGUUGUUGCCAAUACAUCUGCUUCAUUAUCUCGACAACAUAGUCGUAGUCUGCCUACAGUGCAUCAACGGCACCGGCACAACUACGUGGAAUACACACUGCCCCGCUGGCAGCCAGACUCGGAGGUCACGCAUUGUCCCAUCUGCAACUCUCAGUUUAGCUUUUGGUAUCGAAAACAUCAUUGUCGCAAGUGCGGACGGGUCGUGUGUGCAGCGUGCUCCCCUCACCGCAUAACUAUUCCUCGACAGUACAUCGUUCGGCCACCAGAACCAGUCGAACAAGCGACUGCUGAGAUCCCUCCCCGCCACAGGCGCGACUCUUCUCGCGCAGUCGUCGAUCUCACUGCCGAUGACAUACGUGAUACCACUGCCCGUUUAUCAAACCGACCUCAUCUGGAAACCUACCCUUCCAAUCCUGCACUCGGUGGUGGGGAAGAAGUGCGACUCUGUAAUCCAUGCGUGCCAGAUCCUAACCCCGCUCCACCUUUGAACUACGGGGCUAUUCGAAGUAGUUUUGAUCGUCUUCCAGGUCAGGAUUGGGACGCCACGAUGCCAACAGUUCCUAUUAGCCAGCGUUUCCAUCAAGUACGCCGCUCUUUGUCAGGUGCUCAAAUGUUUGGAUCUCGUAGAGAUCUAGAGAACGAAGCAGAGAACAAUACUCAUCGAAACCAGGUGGUCGCCGAACAUCUUCUGCUACUCCGACGCCUGUUGAGCCGAUUCAUGGCCAGCAGCCGGGCUCCUCUCGCCAUGCUUCCUCUUCGAGUCUCAGUCAUCCGCCACAUCAAUCCUCUGCCAGGGUGCAAUCUUAUUCAUUCUCAUCUCAUAGACCUAGACCUGAUACCGAGAGUGGGAUUGUUCCCUUUGAUCCUUCCGGCACCCGCCCGCGAAGAGUACGAUCCAUGGCAGACUCUGACCGUACUCGCUUUUCUCGUCCUCCACACCGAGCGCACGUUGAUGAAAGAGAUAUCUGUCCGAUUUGCAGCACGCAGCUACCACCCCGUAGAAUCGACGGUAGUGAGGAUGAGCGAGAAGCGCACAUUCGCGAUUGUAUUGCCAGAUCAUCAGGGUCCUCGCCCGGAGUGGCCUCACCACAAUCGUCGCACCUGCUACGCAUGCUAUCGUUUACGGCGACCGAAAAAGAUUGUCUCAGUGAAGACGGCACGCCGCAAGAGUGCACUAUUUGCAUGGAGGAAUACGAAGUUGGCGAUAAACUCGCCCGUCUGGAAUGCUUAUGCAAAUUCCACAAGUCUUGCAUUCGGCAUGGAUAACGAUCCACGUAUGCGACAAGGCAAUGACAACACGAAGCAGAACAGCAUCUCUUUCUCCAACAGAGAUGUAUUCUCAAGACCGCAACACUAUCCCACAUCGUAUGCGCACAACCAGAUGCUGGAAUACAGUACACGCACAGAGCAUGGACCAGGAUAUGGACAAAUAAAGCCGGAUUCGACCAACGAACAACAACAUCGCUCGGCUUCAACGCCUUCUUCCACGGGCAAUAAUGCGGUGGGUAUCGAUGAAGCGUUUGGAACGCUACUGAAUGAAAUGUCAAGGGGCCUGCCGGGUGAUGAACACGACCCCGACGACCAUCUCGCCGACCUGAAACGACCUCGAGCAUGCGACGCCUGCCGACAACUGAAGGUCCGUUGUGAACCGGACGAUAAAAAUCCAUCAGGCUCUUGUAAACGGUGUGCCAAGGCGAAUCGAAGAUGUGUCGUCACUCCGCCGACCCGAAAGCGCCAGAAGAAAACAGACAGUCGCGUGAGUGAGUUGGAAAAGAAGAUCGAUGCCCUUACAGCUAGUCUUCAGGCGUCUAGAAGGGUCGAUACUAUCACGUCUCCGGAGGGGCGAUCGCAGGAGCAAGAGGUUUCUGCUACUCGUCGAUGGCUCGGAGGCGGCCCUCCACCAGCAUCACUACCACCAGCGAGCUCUAUCAGCUCCGCCUCUCCUGGUACAAGUACGAAGCGUACAGCUAGUGGUGAUACUAAAUUUUCGGCGCCGCCCGGCUCAUUGCCCCAGAGUGCUUCUUUCACCGGUCCAAUUUUAACGAAUCCAUCCAACAGCGAAAGUGUCGUAGACACUGCCAAUGAAUUCACCGAUAUCAUAGAUCGCGGGUUAAUUGAUGUGCAGACCGCUGUUGACGCCUUUGACUACUAUGUCAAAAAUAUUGCUCCUGGACUUCCAGUGGUCGUAUUUCCACCAGGGACGACCAUGGCCUCGGUACGGCGCGAUAAACCCACACUUUUCCUUGUGAUCAUGGCUAUUUCUAUUGGCCACUUUCGAUCGGAAUUGCAAAUGCCUCUGGUACAUGAGGCGCACCGUCUAUUUGCCGAUAAGAUCGUUGUCAAGGGCGAAAAAUCCCUGGAGCUGGCCCAAUCAAUUAUUCUGGCAUGCAUCUGGUAUCUGCCGCCCGAUCAAUUCGAAGAGCUCAAAUUCUUCCAGUUCAUUCACAUGGCUGUCGUCAUGGCGCUGGACAUUGGCAUGGGUCGUGUCACUCGAAGAAAAGGUAAUAAACAAUACGGAUUUUUGCGAGACAUCAUGGGCAAGAAUCAAAACAGAACUUCAUUUGACCCGGAUGCUGUCGAAACAAGACGAGUGUGGUUAGGUGCAUAUGUCAUGGCGGUCAAUGCCUCCAUGGCACUUCGUCGGCCGUUGUUAUGUCGAUGGCUUCCUUAUAUGGAUGAGUGUAUUGAGAUUCUGCAAACUUCCCCUGACGCUGAACCGUCUGAUCGCAAUUUGAUACACUGGGCUAAAUUAACCCAUAUUGCGGAAGAGAUUGCAUUCCAGUUCUCUAUGGAUGACCCUUCAAGCAGUUUGACUUUGAAUGACACAAAGGUGCAGUAUGCGUUGAAGGGAUUUGAGAAACAAAUGGAUGAGUGGCGGCGCGAGAUUCGCACUGAAGAUUAUACACCAAUUUUGCAACAUUCGGAGUGUAUCAUCAGUAUUUUCAUGCAUGAGAUUGCAAUGCAUACUGAGCAUAACAUCGACGACUUUAGAACUCCGUUCAAUUCCGACUUCAAGACUGAUGUCAAACUGGACAGGGCGACUGCUGCUCAAAUCGAUGCUCUCACAACAUGUCUGACAUCGAUUCACACAUGUCUAGACUGCAUACUGUCUAUGGAGUCGGAGGUUGUAGUCAACUUGCCCACACAUCUGUAUGCUCGUUCGGCAUAUGCAUUCAUCGCUCUGCUCAAAUUGUUCUCCGCCGUUUCUUCUGACAACGGCCUGGAGCGAGUUUUCUCGCUGGCUGAUCUUAAGGUGGAAGAAUACUUUGACAAGAUGAUCAAUCAUUUAAAAGUCAGUGGUAUGCGGCCAGGAGGGCGAACCGCAUCAAGGUUCGGUAUGGUCAUGAACUUAUUGAGGAAUUGGUUUCUGAAUCGCAAGACGGAAAAGACUGGAGCGACAGAAGAGCCCGCAUCAUCUCGACCUAAAGAAGCGAAAGAAGACAGCCAAGGACUAUCGCGGUCAGCCACCAAUGUUUCUCAACAAUCACUACCAACAACUACCGAUGCCAGCGAUAAACCAAUAACCCCUUUGACAAACACAACAUCAGAUCCCCAGCAAUGGGCUCAGUACAGCGUCAGCGGUCCCGAAACUACAACAGCCCACCUCCUACGGUUACAACAAUACUCGUUCAACCAGGCCCCGGGACAAGAUAUUGGAAAUCCAGUGAUAACUACCGGACCAUUAUCUGACUCGCAAACAGAUUUUGCAAGUCUAGGGCCAGACUUUGAUUUCCAGAUGCCAUUCAAUGCAGAAGGCAUCUUUAGUAUGGGCGGUGGUAUCCUUCCCGAUGACGUUUUUGAUUUGCCGUUUGAUGAAAAUAUGAAUUUUUACCUCCCUCAAUAA